AUGACGCGUGUUAUUGCGAAUAAGACCUCCCCCAUACUGAGUCGAGCCGCUGGUCUUGUCGGAAUCAGACCGCUCGCUACCGUGGUAGAGCCCAAAGAGAGGGUGAGCGAUACAAUCCUAAAGUGGUCCAGGGAUGCCAUCGAGCGCGGAGAUGCUCAUUUCAAAGUCGGUGGAACCAAGCUAUAUUUCCCCAAGGCCCGCGUGAUCCUUCUAAGACCCAAUGCGAAGCACACCCCGUAUCAAGCCAAAUUCAUCGUUCCCAAAUCCUUCAACAAGCUGGACCUGAGAGACUACCUGUUCCAUGUCUACGGCCUGCGUGCCAUGAACAUUACCACGCAGCUCCUCCACGGCAAAUACACUAGGGCAACGCCGUCCUUGCCCAGAUACAGGGCUCCGCAAAUCAAGAAAAUGACCAUUGAUAUGGCCGAGCCCUUUGUCUGGCCCGAAGAACCCUCGAAGAAGGACAAUGCCAUGUGGGACGAGACUAUGACUGAAAACGUCAAACUUUACCGAGAAGACGCCUUCCGUCUGGGCUCCGACAGUUUUAAACCCUCCAAGGCGUUCGGCGGAGCCGUCGGACCGUUCCAGCCUGUUGCCCAGCCGUUCAUCCCCAAGCAACUACGUCGUGAGAUGGAGAACACAAGACACGCCACUCGCAACAAACUCAAGCGCUACGACCAACUUUCUCAACUCGACAAAUACGUGAACCUGUAA
Molecule: messenger RNA, 714 nt
Organism: Torulaspora globosa
Lineage: Eukaryota; Fungi; Ascomycota; Saccharomycetes; Saccharomycetales; Saccharomycetaceae
Gene: MRP20
Product: mitochondrial 54S ribosomal protein uL23m
Exons: 1
Coding region: 1-714 (237 amino acids)
Biological process (GO): mitochondrial translation
Cellular component (GO): ribosome; mitochondrial large ribosomal subunit
Molecular function (GO): structural constituent of ribosome
Source: RefSeq, a predicted model, not a curated record